Molecule: messenger RNA, 3066 nt
Organism: Crotalus tigris (Tiger rattlesnake)
Lineage: Eukaryota; Metazoa; Chordata; Lepidosauria; Squamata; Viperidae
Gene: AIFM3
Product: apoptosis inducing factor mitochondria associated 3
Exons: 22
Coding region: 402-2378 (658 amino acids)
Biological process (GO): execution phase of apoptosis
Cellular component (GO): cytoplasm; mitochondrion
Molecular function (GO): flavin adenine dinucleotide binding; oxidoreductase activity, acting on NAD(P)H; 2 iron, 2 sulfur cluster binding
Source: RefSeq, a predicted model, not a curated record
GAAGUCCGCCGGCCGGCCGGCAGCGCAGAAGCUGCUGCGGCGUCGCCCAGCCCGAAGUUUGGGGGGGCUGCCGGCCAGCCCGGAGCGGGGACGGGCGGGGGCAGCGGAAGGAGGCCCUGAACCGCGGGCCGAGUCGCCCCAACCCCCCCCCCCGCCUCCUCUGCACCCCGAAACCCCGCCGGGCAGCCUGGUCACCAGAGAAGCUGUAUGAUGAGCAAAGUAGCAAUGAGAAGCCUGGUUUUGCGGAAAGCCAUUCAGCAGCGGCCACCAUGUUGACUUUCCCUGGCUCCCGUCGCUUGUUGGCUGGCUUGGAGGUCCCCACUUCCCAGAGGCUGGGCUGAAGGUGUCGUUUCUUCCCUCAAUCCGUCCCUUGCCGGACGGCUUCUGCUGUUUGACUCGCCAUGGGGGGAUGUUUCUCCAAACCCAAACCAGGACCGAAACACUUGCGCGUAGGCGUUUUAAAAGGCUUGACUGAGGACCUGUCUGCGCCCCUGAGACUGAUUUUUAAUAAAUCUUGGAGUACUGAGGAUGUUCCUGAGGAGUGGAUAACAGCUGAACCCACUAUAGCAGUGUUUAAAAAAAGUAGACGGAAUGAGCGCGUGGAAGUGAAGAUCGAGGUGGUGCUGCCGGAGAAGGAGCGCAUCAAAGAGGAGACGUCGCCCAACGGGAAGGCCAGCCCCAUCGUCUACAAGGCCAAUGGCACCUCGCGGCACUACCAGCUGGAAGAGCACCCGGUCACCCUCAACCCCUACCGGAACGUGAAGGACGUGGUGGAGGCCUCUGUUUGCCACGUGAAGGACCUGGACAAUGGACAGAUGCGAGAAGUCGACUUGGGCUGUGGGAAGGCUCUGCUGGUGAAAGAAAACGGAGAGUUUUAUGCCAUGGGUCAUAAGUGUCCUCACUACGGCGCCCCACUUGUGAAAGGGGUCUUGUCCAAAGGCCGGGUCCGUUGCCCGUGGCAUGGGGCUUGCUUCAACAUCAGCACUGGUGAUAUUGAAGACUUCCCAGGGCUGGAUAGCCUCCCCAAAUUCCAGGUGAAAAUUGAGAAGGAAAAAGUGUACAUCCGAGCAAGCAAACAGGCUCUUCAAGCCCAGAAGCGGACGAAGGUGAUGGCCAAAUGCAUCUCCCUCAGCAACUACAGCAUCAGCAGCACCAACGUGCUCAUCAUUGGGGCAGGUCCUGCUGGGCUGGUGUGUGCAGAGACGCUGCGUCAAGAGGGCUUCUCAGACAGGAUUGUGAUGUGCACAAUCGAUCGACAUUUGCCCUACGACAGGCCCAAGCUGAGCAAGUCAAUGGAUUCCCAUGCUGACCAGAUUGCUCUGCGUCCUAAAGAAUUCUUCCGCACAAACGACAUUGAAGUCCUGACCGAAAUGCAGGUGGUGGCUGUGGACGUCAAGAACAAGACCGCUAUUUUCAAGGAUGGGUUUAAGAUGGAGUAUAACAAGCUGCUGCUGGCAACGGGAAACACACCCAAAACGCUCAGCUGCAAAGGCAAGGAAGUGGAGAACGUCUUCACCAUCCGGACCGUGGAGGAUGCCAACCGGGUGGUCAAAGUGGCCACUGGCAAAAACGCCGUCGUGGUGGGAGCCUCUUUCCUUGGGAUGGAGGUGGCCGCCUACCUUUCGGAGAAGGCUCACUCGGUCUCGGUGGUGGAGCUGGAAGAAACCCCUUUCAAGAGAUCCUUUGGGGGAAAGGUUGGCCGAGCCCUCAUGAAGAUGUUUGAAAACAACCGAGUGAAGUUCUACAUGCAGACUGAAGUGUCGGAACUGCGGGAACAAGAGGGCAAGCUAAAGGAGGUGGUGCUGAAGAGCGGCAAGGUUCUUCGGUCAGAUGUCUGUGUGAUCGGCGUAGGAGCCACGCCAGCCACCGGCUUUCUGAAGCAGAGCGGUGUUCAUCUGGACUCCAAAGGGUACAUCGUGGUGAACAAGAUGAUGCAGACCAACGUUCCAGGAGUUUUCGCUGCGGGCGACGCAGUCACUUUUCCUUUGGCACUGAGAAACCACAAGAAGACCAACGUUCCACACUGGCAGAUGGCCCACAUGCACGGGCGCAUAGCAGCACUGAACAUGCUGGCCUAUGGGACAGAAAUCAGCACCAUCCCUUACCUGUGGACCGCCAUGUUUGGCAAGAGCAUUCGCUAUACAGGUCAUGGAGAAGGAUUUGAUGAUGUGAUUAUUCGGGGAGACCUAGGCGAACUUAAAUUUGUAGCCUUUUACACUAAGAGCGACGAGGUGCUGGCCGUGGCGAGCAUGAACUACGACCCGCUGGUCUCCAAGGUGGCCGACGUCAUGGGCUCCGGCAGGACCAUCCGCAAACGAGACGUGGAGAUCUUCACCCGAACCGGAGACAUGUCCUGGUUGACGGGGAAAGGCUCCUAAACAUUGGGAAUCCCAUGUCUGGUUCCCUUUGGGGGACCUCUGCAAAGCCACCUUCCUCCAGGCUUGGAGACCCUGACAUCCCCCCCCCCCAGUGGCUCUUCUCCUGGCUCUUUCCCUCGUUUCAAGGAUCUCUCCAGAGCGCAUCGGAGGCGGACUGACACUAGAGCCGCUGUGAGACAGGCUGGAGCUGCAGGAAGGAGGUUCCUCGGAACCGGCGGGCUGGAGACGGAAGGGAAACGCACGAGGCGGGCACUUUUUGCAGGCCGGCACGAGGCCCAACGAGUCAGCUGCCAGAGGCUGCUUGGGGACAGGGCAAAGCUUCCUCUGGAUGCUGCCUGGUGCCACCCUUCCCUUCUCCCACAGUGCCGUGUGCCAAAAUGUCUUCUUGCGUCAUGUGGAUGGAAGGCCCCUUGGACAGCUGGCCUGAGCAGCUUCCGUUCCUUGCUCCUCUGCAGCUGAACCACCCCUGAUCUAGUGGGAUGACUGGAACUUGCAGCUUCUUCUCUGGGUCCAUCUCCCUUCCCCACCCCCCCUUUUUUUUCCUCUUGGCAGUGCACUUUAGAUUCAGGGCCAGGUUUCCUGUGCAGGGAUGCUGAAGCAGCGUGGAAUUCCACUCUCGGAUCUGGGUGGUUUUUUACUGGAUAACUAGAGAAGGAUCAUCUUGGCUAUUAAUUGAAAGAAGAUUGGC